GCUCACGGCCCACAUUGAAACAGAUCCUGUCCCCGUUGCCCGACUGGUCGUUGACGUUGACGAAGGAGACCUUGACCGGGUUGGAGCCCUGCGAGUUGAAAGGCACUCUGUUGGGGCGGCUGUAUUCAGAGUGAGUGAGGAGUUUAUAGACGCCUUCCCGGGUGGUGAACUGAGUUUUGAUUUCGUUCAUCUCCUUCCCUCCUCCCUCCGCCGCCAUCUUUGAAAUUAACAUUCAUCCCUUUCCUCCAAGCCGGAUCUUACGCAGUGGAGGGGGCGGAGAGGAGUGGGGCCAGUGCGGGUCUCCCACCACACCACGGUGUUUUCGUUUUCCUGAUUCCCGGGGACGGUAAAUGCACCUUACAAUGGUCUCCGUAAAUUGGUGGCGAAUAGAACGUGAGGUGCCUUCAUAAACCCCCGGAAUUCAGAAACAACGACAUGAUCGACAUAUGCCAUCAUAACAAAGUUAGAGGGGUUUUCUUUAAAAAAUUACAUAAAAUGUACCUUGUACAGCAUUUCAUGAAAGGUUUUAGAGUUGUUAUUUAUACUAAUUGUUCAGUGUGUCCUGGAACUCUAUCACAUAUUUUUGGCUACGAAAAUAUGGAAGGAUGUGCCCGUUUACGGCAAGUGUGACGUCAUGGUUUAAAUGAGUCGCGCGCGCUCUACCUGGCCCAUCGAAAGCAUGGCUCACCGUAGGCGACGACGACCAAAUUUAAACCCAGGUAAUAACUUGAUGCACUCUGAAGAUGGACUGGUUUUGAAGUAAAGACCUCAACACAAGCAGUUUUUUUAAACUGAUUUUUUCCCUUCCUCCCUUUAGACCCCAGUGACAGUGGCAAAACGAGCAACAUGGAGCAGCUCGCCUUCAAAUACAAGGAGAUGUGUAAAGUGGAGUCCAGCACUGAUUCUGACUCUGAGAUUAGUCCAAGAUGGUCAGACACCAGCACCAUGGAAUGUGUGAGCAGCGCCCCAGAAAGUGGCAGCUUAAGACGGACGUUGCCACUGGUGCACGACCCUGCAGGACGCCAGGGAUGUUACUCUUUGUUUUUGGAUCCGUAUGACGGGAGCUCUGAGGAUUCUGACGACAUUAACAUGGAUCCCAGUGCCCCGAGCAGGCGAACCAGGCAGCACGGGGGUCGCUUCCAACGUCGGAGCAGGCGUUUUAUCCUUCACUCUCCUCAGUCCACUGCCUUUAGACCAAUGGUGGAACCCACAGAGAGAGUGAGGGAACAGGGGUGUCAUCUUGUGGAUGUGCACAUGAAGUGUGUGGACGACUCUGAGGUUUGGCUGUGCGAGCUGACCGAGGAUCUGACCGGCAGCCAAGCGGCAGCGGCGGGCAUCCAAGUGCACUGCCGACUCCACCGUGACACCCGGUUGCCCGAGAGCUCCUCUGAAAGACCGGCCAACCCGUGUAACGUCCGGGUGGUGCUCAAGAGGAAGCUGGCUGUGCCCGCGGCUGAUGGACUGGAGCAAAAAAAGAAGCAGCGUGUGGUCCACAUGGCGGAAGAUGAAGAAGGAGGAGGUGAUUCUGCAUCAGAAGCAUGCGAAAGCCCGGUCAAGUGACUUUGAAAUGUACUUUGUUUACUGCACUCUUUAUUACUUGUUCUACCUCAAGUGUUACCAGUUACAAAAAAUAUUUUUUUUGUUGGAUUUCAAAGUUGACUCCAGUGACCCCUCAUUAUUCGCGGUCGAGAAGGGCCGAGCCCAGCCACGAAUAGCGAUAAUCCGCAAGUAAUCAACAGCCACCCAAAACGUUUGCCUAUAAAUUCCACAAGAUGGCGGCAAAGCACUUUGUUUUUUUCCUAUUGUACAAGGCAAUGGCCUGACUCAAUAAAGCUCCUCCCUUCAGUUCAACAAGAUAUACAGCAGCUGCUUGGCACCAAAGCAAUAUUUUUAAAUUACAAAUGGCAUUGGCUUUAGUGCAAAAACAGCAUAUAACGGAUGGUCCCCCCCUCCCUGUCAUUUAAAAAAAAAAAAUGCAAAUAUGUGGGGGUUCACUGUAUAUUUUAUUUGUAAUAAUUUCUGUAAGUGUACAUGGAGAAUGGAAGCUCAGAUUUAUUUAAAAUUAUACAUGACAUUGGUAUUUAGAAAUGUUUUCUUGGUUCUAUGUUGUUUUGAAUCUGUUGAGGUCAAACAGUACAACAAAAUAAAUUCAAGUUCUCAAUGAUA
Molecule: messenger RNA, 2166 nt
Organism: Phycodurus eques (leafy seadragon)
Lineage: Eukaryota; Metazoa; Chordata; Actinopteri; Syngnathiformes; Syngnathidae
Exons: 5
Coding region: 847-1560 (237 amino acids)
Source: RefSeq, a predicted model, not a curated record